ACAGCUGUGAAGGAGGUGGUAUAAGUGUACCUCUAUCCAGCUCUGACCGGGCGACCCUGGGGAAAUAUGGUGCCAUACCUUCUUGCGUAUAAAAGCCUCCUCGGUCGCGGAUACUGCAAUGGUCUGAUCGUUCUUCUCAACAUCCUGUGGCGACUUGACGUCCUCCAAAUGGAUCGAGGUUUCCUUGACGGCGGACAUGGUUCAAGUUUUGCUGUGCUAAAAUCAGAUUGAUGAAAGUAGAAGGCACGACCCUCUUCAGAGCACGACAAAGUCUUUAUACCUCCCAAUAUCUGGGCAGAGUAUUGGCUCUGGCAGUUCUGGCUGACAUGCUCAACCACGAACUCAACACCAAGUGUCGUCUCCGCUCCCUAGAGCUCGUCCCCAUGGGGUAGCAGGGGGUUGAGGAGGCAGGGUAAUUGGCAUUAGCCGCGGUGGACAAGAACCUUCUUAUAACCGAGAACUCCUGAUUGGAGACAAGAAGAAGUCGCUUCGAAUUCAAUUCUGCUGAUUGGGAAAGAAUAAGGUUCCUUCGUGUUCCCCACUUCUCGGUCGAAAGCUCGAGCUCCCCUGCGCGGCUAAUGCCAAAUAUCCGCCCCCAUUUUGGAUGCGAAUAUCCGCUCUCCAUCUCCACGUCCAGACAAUAUUUAACUACAACUUAUCCUCAAAUGUUGAGUGUCACAAGCAUCAGCUCACCCCGCGAAACCCCGCAAUCGAUCAAAACAAACCUUUACUGCAAAAUGUCUACCCCCUACCCCUUCAAGUUCACCACCCCCGAACAGCCCACCUCCGCUGGAGAUGGCUCAGCAACCUCCCUAACCCUGACCCUCGAAAAUGUCCGCGGACGCAUCCCCUCUCCGCAAGCCUCGCGCCUCCGAACAAUGAUGCUCGAGGCACACAACAGCCCCGACAAGAUCAUCGCCCAUGCCUGCUCCUACGAUGGCCUGUCCUCGCGUCUUGUCGAAGAGGCCGGGUUCCCAAUCGUCUUCCUGGCCGGGUACCCUGUUGCCAGUAGCUUCGGCCUCCCGGACACAGGAUACAUCGCCAUGGAAGACCAGUGCAACAAGAUCCAAGAGGUGGUGCGCAUGGUGAAUAUCCCCGUUAUGGCGGAUGGAGAUACAGGAUAUGGAAGUCCGAUGAAUGUGAAGCGGACGGUCGAGUGCUUUGCAAAGGCAGGCGCUGCUGGUGUUAUGAUUGAGGAUCAGACGUGGCCGAAGCGAUGCGGCCACACAAAAGGCAAAUCUGUCGUAUCUCGCGGCGAAGCCUACGCCCGAAUCCAAGCCGCCGUCGACGCCCGAAACGAAGGACAGGACAUCUUCCUGCUCGCCCGCACAGACGCUCUAAUCCACGGCUGGGAUGAAGCCAUAACGCGCGCCAAAGAAUUCAAACGCAUCGGCGUCGACGCCGUCUUCGUCGAGGCCCUACCGGACCGCGAAGCUAUGCAGCGCUGUGUCGCUGAGGUGGGGAUCCCGACCUUCGCGAAUAUUAUCGAGGGAGGCAAGACGGAGAAUCUUUCUGCAUUGGAUCUUGCUCGCCUAGGAUUCUGCGCUGUUGCAUAUCCGUGGACGCUCGUUGCGGCGAAGCUGAAGAGUAUUCGUGAAACGUUGGAGGCGCUUAAGAAGAGUAUGACCGAGGGCGCGCCGCCGAUGAUUUUGAGUUAUGCAGAUGUGUGUGAGGGGGUUGGGUUCAAUAAGUACUGGGACCGCGAGGUACGCUACGAGUUCAACCAGGACGGGCUGAUUAAUGUGCCAAAAUAAACAGCAAGAUAGACAUGUAUAUAGAGCGCUCACUACACUCCAAUACGAGAUGUAUAUUCAACUUGACCGAUUUAUUGCCUUCGUAGUAUCUCGCACUAUGCAAGGGCGAAGCCGACAUUGUAGGGCUAACACACGCUGAUGAUGAUGUCAUCACAAUUUUGUAACUAACUAUAGAAGUCGGAACGCACCAGCCUUGCAUAACCACCAAAUACUGUAGCACGACUCGCGAAGUGAGAAUCUAACUAGCUCCGCGUCAUAAUAAUAGGCCUCAUAAUAUAUGGCAAAGAGCACCUGACACAGCCACACGAUGCCCCCUCGAGACCCUACGCCAUAUAGAAGAUGGUAUACUCGGCAGUUUAAGCGCAACCCCCACCGAAGCCAUCGCAAAAUAACCCCGACCUACCUCUGAUAGGCCACUUUCAGAACAUCCUCAUCCAAUAGAAAUAGUUUUCCUUGCCAUGCACUCAAAGCCGAACAAUAAAAUAUCCCGCUUGGUCUCGGCCCACGAAUCACCGGGGGU
This is a messenger RNA of Aspergillus calidoustus, 2274 nucleotides long. The record is from the annotation of a GenBank genome assembly. NCBI's taxonomy places the organism in Eukaryota, Fungi, Ascomycota, Eurotiomycetes, Eurotiales, Aspergillaceae.